Molecule: messenger RNA, 2364 nt
Organism: Magnolia sinica
Lineage: Eukaryota; Viridiplantae; Streptophyta; Magnoliopsida; Magnoliales; Magnoliaceae
Product: transcription factor MYB101-like
Exons: 3
Coding region: 167-1633 (488 amino acids)
Source: RefSeq, a predicted model, not a curated record
AGAGAGAGAGAAACUCAAGAACCUCUCUCUUCUGAGAAAGAAAGAGAGGGGAGAGGUUCAUCCCUCAGAAAACAACAGAAAUAAAUAAAUAAAUCACAAGCUAAAUGCCCACAUAACCAAAUCCAGAAAGAGAGAAAGAGAGAUAAUUUCAAGAAGAAGAAGAUCAAUGUCGCACAUCAAAGGUGCUGCUGUGAGCGGAGACUCCUCAUCAGGCAGCGUUGCCAAUAUUGCCAUGCUGAAGAAAGGCCCAUGGACUGCGGCGGAGGAUGCCAUCUUAAUGGAGUACGUGAAGAAGCACGGAGAAGGGAAUUGGAAUGCUGUCCAAAAGAAUUCAGGCCUCUCUCGCUGCGGCAAGAGCUGCAGGCUUCGUUGGGCUAACCACCUUCGCCCCAACCUCAAGAAAGGCUCCUUCUCUCCCGACGAAGAACGUCUCAUUCUACAACUUCAUUCCAAAUUGGGCAACAAAUGGGCCCGAAUGGCUGCUCAGUUACCUGGAAGAACCGAUAAUGAAAUCAAGAACUAUUGGAACACUCGAAUCAAACGACGUCAACGGUCAGGCCUGUCUCUUUACCCACCUGAAAUACAGCGGCAAGCCCCAUUCAAUCAUCAGCACCACCAAUCUUCCUCUUCUUCUUCUUCUUCUUCUUUGGCUCUUUCUCUCUCUUCAUCUCCACCUUUGCCAAUUACAUCGCUUUCACUUCAGAAAUCACAUUUUGUGUGGCCUCUUCCUUCGUUCGACCCGAUGAACUUUGCUGCAUCAAUGCAACCUCUGCUUUCCCACCACCAACAUUUUCUCCCAUCUGCUCCAGUUAACCGAUUCAAGCAUUUCUCUGACAGUGAUGUUGGGUCUGCGGGCAUGUUCUCUCGUCCUUUUUCUUCUCCGCUCACAUCACCACUGUCUUUGUUCCAUCAGAGUCUUCACACCCAACAACAGCAGCAGCAGCAGCAGCAGCAGCAGAGCCUUCAAUUCAAUUCAGGGGAUUUUGAUCUCAAUCCUCCAAUUCUGCAACCGACACCAUUUGAACCUGAUGGGCUGCUGCCUGCUGCCUCAAUCUCCAUGAAAUUGGAGCUCCCUUCAAGCCAAGUCCCCGUUUGGGCUUCUGCCAAGUCGGGCCAAGAUGACUACAAGUAUCCCAUGAUCUGCUCUGCCUCUUUGGACAGGAGCAAUAGUGGGAUGUUGGAUGCUUUCUUGCAGGAGGCCCAAGCAAUGGUGGACAGUGAUGAUUUUCAGAAAGCAGCAGUGUCAUCACAACCCAGCAGCGGCAAGUGCGGUCUAGAUGAGUGUGUUGAGGACAUCAUUCCUACGGGGCCGGUGCUCCGUGAGGGUGGCACGACAUGGUUUGGAUCAGCUUGUGACCGUUUGAUCGGGAUUAGGACGGAGGAGACAAUGGACAAGAUCAAUUCCUUAGAUGAGGACUUACGCAACCAUUUGGAUAUAAUUCCAGCAUCAAAUAUGCCAACAGUUUCAGAAUGGUAUAGCGAUAGUGGAGAGAUGUCGAAUGGGCACUCUGGUGUGACCGAUGAUGAUAUCGGGCUCGAAAUGCAUCAGUUGGCUUCAUCUCUCUCUGUGGCUGCUGAUCAUGAUUGGACGCUCGGAUCAUGUCAGUGGGACAACAUGCCUGGGAUUUGCUGAAUUGUCUGGUAAUCAGCCCAUCAUUUGAUUCUGUCCACAGAUUCUAAGCAAUGUUUUGUGAUGUUUGGUUGGGAUGCAAUGUCUCAAAUCCUCUAGUAUGUGGGGUGUUUGGGUAAGUAGGUUGUUUGUGUUUGAUGCUUACUUCAGUGUUUUGUUAUUAAAGAUUAUCAGAAUUAGAGGAUUAGAAUAAAGUAUUAUUUCUUUGUUUUAGCUUCUGAUGGUUUGAUUUCUAUUUUUAUAUGAUGUAAUUGAUUUCAAAUGGAUUUGUGGGAAACACAUACAAUGCAACUUGGUGGAUGAGAAAUUAUUGGGCGGUGAUGGGAAGUGGACCCCACCUGUACUAAAAUGUUCCCUGAUGGGAUCAAGCAGGGCCACUUAGUGGACCGUGAUUAGAUUCCCAGAGAAACUACUACAGGUUUUCUGUUUCUCUGCCGACAAAUCAAACAGAAAAUUCAAAACAAAAGGCCUGUCAACAAGAUCUAUACUGCACAAUAUGUGACCCCAAUUGACUGGUGGGUCACACAUGCAUCAGAUCUUUCUGUGGUGGGAUCAUAGCUACCUGAUGAACAUCGAAUAGGGAUUGACUAUGAUUAAAAAAUAAAAUAAAAUAAAGUAAAAAAAAAAAAAAAAAAAAGGUACUAUAGUGUAAAGGUAAUAGCUAUGAAUAGAAAAGAUGAGAAGAAUGGGACCUUUUAUGGGACUGGUAAGAAAAUUCAACUCCAGUUCUCUGC